GCCACUUUGGGGUUAUGCCAUUUUAUGCAUCUUCAUAAAUAUUCAUGGUCUUAAUAUUUACUUCUGGCUUUCUUUCAUUCCUGCCAUUCUUGUCAUGUUGGUUGGGACAAAACUUCAACAUGUUGUUUCAUCAUUAGCACUGGAAAUUAAGGAGCAAACAGGUCCAUCUGCUGGGGCUCAAGUGAAACCAUGUGAUGAUCUUUUUUGGUUUCGAAAACCAGAAAUUUUGUUGCGACUGAUACAAUUUAUCAUUUUUCAGAAUGCAUUUGAGAUGGCAACAUUUAUCUGGUCUUUGUGGGGAUUCGAUGAGAGAUCAUGCUUCAUGAAAAACUAUCCAAUGAUAAUCGUUCGAUUAGUUUCUGGGGUUCUAGUUCAGUUUUGGUGUAGCUAUAGUACCGUGCCUCUGAAUGUAAUUGUCACACAGGGCUUUGCCUUGGGAAAGAUGAUUGGCCUAGGAAAGACUCAAGACUAUACCUUCUACCAGUUGCAACUUGUCUUUCAAAUGAACAAACUUCAAGUGCAGUAUAUGCUAAUUUAG
This is a messenger RNA of Carica papaya (papaya), 538 nucleotides long. Lineage: Eukaryota; Viridiplantae; Streptophyta; Magnoliopsida; Brassicales; Caricaceae. The record is from RefSeq and is a predicted model, not a curated record.